Messenger RNA from Bubalus bubalis (water buffalo), 816 nucleotides. Its product is annotated as autophagy-related protein 13-like. Lineage: Eukaryota; Metazoa; Chordata; Mammalia; Artiodactyla; Bovidae. Bases 1 to 816 code for a protein of 271 amino acids. The record is from RefSeq and is a predicted model, not a curated record. The transcript has a single exon.
AUGGGACACCCUGGAUCUGUGGCUGUGCCAGACACUCCUCUGCUGGACGGCACCGCCACGCUGUCCAGCAGUGAGGACGCUGAAACUGUAUCAAAGAGCAGCGAGGGACGGGCCUGCCCCCACGAUGUCUUGGAGAUCAUCUUUGUCCGGAAGGUGGGGGCUUUUGUCAACAAGCCCAUCAACCAGGCUACCCUGACCAGUUUGGACAUACCCUUUGCCAUGUUUGCUCCCAAGAACCUGGAGCUGGAGGAUGCGGAUCCCAUGGGGAAUCCGCCAGAUUCCCCAGAGACUACAUCUCCUCUCCAGGGCGGCUUGCACUCUGAUGGCUCCAGCGGGGGCAGCAGCGGCCAUACCCAGGACGACUUCGUCAUGAUCGACUUUAAACCAGCUUUUUCUAAAGAUGACAUCCUUCCGAUGGACUUGGGGACCUUCUAUCGUGAAUUUCAGAACCAGCCUCAGCUGAGCAGCCUCUCCCUCGACAUCGGGGCCCAGUCCGUGGCCGAGGACCUGAUAUGGAAGCCCCUUGGCCGCCACCUCGCCCUCUGGCCUCCUGCCCUCCUUCUGUGGCCAUUCCUGCUCCGCAGGCCUGGAGAGUUCUUCCCGCUGCUCCCCCACGCCCACUCCUCCCAUCUUGCGGUCAGUCACAGGACAAGACGGUUGAACCGUUACCUUCCUGCGAUCGCACUCGAGAUUUGCAUUGCGCUCCGCGGUCACUAUCUUGACUUUGCUUGCGUUUAUUUCCUCCUUUUCUCUGCAUUCUCAUCCCAGCAGUUCUCACACUCUCCUGUUGUUUGCCUGAUGUCCUCUACUUGCUGA